Tripterygium wilfordii is the source of this 1617-nucleotide messenger RNA. Its product is annotated as AP-4 complex subunit mu. The record is from RefSeq and is a predicted model, not a curated record. The transcript has 13 exons. The coding region runs from base 78 to 1433 and encodes 451 amino acids. Gene Ontology annotation, biological process: protein targeting; Golgi to lysosome transport. Lineage: Eukaryota; Viridiplantae; Streptophyta; Magnoliopsida; Celastrales; Celastraceae. Gene Ontology annotation, cellular component: cytoplasmic vesicle; clathrin adaptor complex; trans-Golgi network.
GAUAAAUCAGCAGCGACUCGAGCUAGAUUUACAGAAGCAUUGGGGGGAGAGGAAAAUAGACGAGAGGACAGGAAAUCAUGAUCUCGCAGUUCUUCGUGCUCUCACAGCGAGGCGAUAACAUUGUCUUUCGAGACUAUCGAGGUGAAGUACCGAAAGGAAGCGCAGAGAUAUUUUUCCGCAAAGUCAAAUUUUGGAAAGAUGAUGGGCAAGAGGAGGCACCACCUGUCUUUCAUGUGGAUGGUGUAAACUACUUUCACGUCAAGGUUGUGGGAUUGUUGUUUGUUGCAACCACAAGGGUUAAUGUGUCACCAUCCCUCAUUUUGGAACUCUUACAAAGGAUUGCCCGUGUCAUAAAAGAUUACAUUGGGGUUCUUAAUGAAGAUUCACUUCGGAAAAAUUUUGUGCUUGUUUAUGAGUUGCUUGAUGAUGUCAUUGAUUUUGGUUAUGUGCAAACAACAUCUACUGAAGUAUUAAAAUCCUAUGUAUUUAAUGAGCCAAUCGCGGUUGAUGCUGCACGAUUUCAAGCCCUUGGUCCUGCAGCCAUGUUUAUGCAAGGAACGAAAAGGAUGCCUGGUACAGCAGUUACAAAGUCUGUGGUAGCAAAUGAGCCCGGAGGAAGGAGAAGGGAAGAAAUUUUCGUGGACAUAAUUGAGAAAAUCAGCAUCACAUUCAGCUCUAGUGGAUAUAUACUGACUUCUGAGAUCGAUGGCACCAUCCAAAUGAAGAGCUAUCUAACUGGAAAUCCAGAAAUUCGAUUAGCUCUUAAUGAGGACCUGAGCAUAGGAAAAGAUGGGAGAUCAGUCUAUGAUUAUAGGAGUUCUUCCGGGUCUGGAAUUGUUAUACUCGAUGAUUGUAAUUUCCAUGAAUCUGUGCACCUUGAUAGUUUUGAGAUGGAUAGAACUCUUUCUCUGGUACCGCCAGAUGGUGAAUUUCCUGUGAUGAACUAUCGAAUGACCCAGGAAUUCAAGCCUCCAUUUCGUAUUAACACCUUGAUUGAAGAAGUAGGAUCCUCGAAGGCUGAAGUGAUUCUCAAGAUACGGGCUGAGUUUCCCUCAAGCAUUACUGCAAACACAAUUGCCAUACAGAUGCCACUACCAAAAUACACCACCAGAGCUAAUUUUGAGCUAGAACCUGGAGUGGUCGGACAAACAACAGAUUUUAAGGAAUCAAACAAGCGACUUGAAUGGGGAUUACAAAAGAUUGUAGGAGGAUCUGAACAUACAUUACGUGCUAAGCUGACAUUUUCACAGGAGUCGCAUGGGAAUAUCACAAAGGAAUCUGGGCCAGUUAGCAUGACAUUCACCAUACCAAUGUACAAUGCUUCAAGGCUUCAGGUGAAAUACUUGCAGAUAGCUAAGAAAUCCAGCACUUACAAUCCAUAUAGAUGGGUGAGAUAUGUCACGCAGGCCAAUUCAUAUGUUGCUCGCAUUUGAACAAAUUUUAGCCUUUCUACAACCCUAUUCUGUUGUUUCUUGUUGUAUCAAUUUUGUUUGGGAUAAGAUCAAUUUUGCCCUUUACUUUAUAUCUCUGCAUUGAUGAAUUUAUCACCUACUAGUACUUUUUGUCCUUAAUGAAGUGCGAACCUAUAUCAAUUGAAUUAAUAAUUCUUAAAAAGAA